Molecule: messenger RNA, 2787 nt
Organism: Penicillium olsonii
Lineage: Eukaryota; Fungi; Ascomycota; Eurotiomycetes; Eurotiales; Aspergillaceae
Source: the annotation of a GenBank genome assembly
AUGCCCGAAACUUGGACCAACCUGCUUCCAGUGCGGUCAGAUUGGUCAUCUGAAGAAGGCCUGCCCACAAAUUGCCUCGAUCACAACACAGGCAGGUCACCCCCUUCCAUGCCUAUGAUUCAAAGACUCCCUCUAAUUCGAGAGAUCCAGCUGCAUCAUCAGGUCAAAAUACCGGAAAUGCGGCCUUUGAUUCAGGGACUCGUGCACAAGCUGUACAGAAGAGAGAUUAAGGACCAUCUAAUUGAUCACUUGCCAUAUCCUUCCAUCAUUGAUGCCGUUGGCGGUGAAAAUUGUUUCACCCAAAUGGCAUUGAAUUCGAUCGAGCCUCGUGUCCUCGCUCUCCAAGGCAAGAUGGUCACGGUGGAAAUGCUAGAGAGGAUUUGUACAUCUCAGAUGCAAGAGCCUGAUCCGUGGCCACAUUUUGAUGGUGGCUAUUGCGACUUUAUCACUGAUCGCCGAGACGAGGGGUACUGGCGCGGUUAUGUCGGACAGGCAUCAAUUCUGGCCACUCGCAUUUCUCAGCAUUGCAGUGCAAUUCGGACGGGGAGAAACGAUACCCUACACUAUCAUAUUGUGACAAGCCCUUCAGCUGCAGGCUACCGGUACAGCAACUUCAUUCGUCUUUGGGUCAUAAGAUUUCCUGUUUCUACCGAAGCUGCGACGAAAGAAGCAUUCCAAAAUAUCCUGGAGAUGUCAUUCACUCGGGUAUUUCAAACUCUUGCCCCCUCUGUUCUUGAGCAAUACUUUGGUCCCUGCCCAGAAGGGUCCUACUCAACUCUUGGCCUUAACAUUGUUCCCCCACUGACGCAAGGAAGAGAACUUUCGCCUAGGGUUCGGGGGGAAUUUACAAAACUUCUUGAGAACUCCUCCGACCUUGAAAUCCGUGGGUGGCCAGGAACCCGAGCGCAACAGAAACACCGGCCUCGCACCUCGGCAAAGAUCUUGAUGGAUACCCAAAAACGCCCAAGGCUGACUGCAGAGGAUAACAUUUUGGCUCUUUUUAAUGCUGUACAGCGUACGCGGGAGCUUGCAAAAAUGAAUAUGUGGCCCUCGUGUCACAAGGAAACAAUCCCUUGGGUACCGCUUGAAAACAACAACCAGCCCCUGGACCUAAGAGCUUGGUUCGAGAACACCUCGAACCGAAUCAUGGGCAUUCCUUGUUUCAACAACGAUUUAGCAGCCCCGGUAGGCACCACGGAAGCCUCCGUUGGUAUCUUGAUGGAUAGCGUUCCGAGUCACACCUAUGGCGAGAUAUCCCUCCCUUGGGGUUUAAGGGAAAGUGGCUUCACAGAAACAAACUCCUUGAUAUGGGUUGCCAAUUUUCAGAAAUACAAGCUUGUGCCUGGGUCAUUCCAAGUCAGCAUGACACCCGAAGCCGCCACAAACCUCUUUACGGAGGUUGCUCAGGAGUUAAUUGCAAGGAGUUCUCUGCGUCUCAUUCUUCUCUGUGGAAGGCUCGCAGAGAAAUUAUCUCUUACGGAGCAGGACCUUCAGAAUAACUUUACUCUUGACCUCCAAGGUGUCAGCUACGAAUGCUGGCUGAGACUUAAGAAUAAUGCAAUCGAGCGCAUUUUCGUGAGAUCGCCCGCCCCGCUCAUCAAGCUAUGGUCAAACAAAGGCUCUGCGGCCGUGAAAAUAAGUACCUUGUUCAGGUUCGUGUCCGCAGUCUCGCAGAUCAAACUCUCCACAUCGUUCUAUGAGAGUGCACUCACAGUAGCACUGGUGAUUCGUGGGUGGGAUGACGAGAGAUCUGGAAGAAUCAACCCACUCAGCCCAGAGCUAGAGAAGAUCAAUUUGACUUUGAGGAUAUGGUUAGGGAGAUCCGGGUUCCAGGAAGAUGAUGACCUCCGUUCUCUUUCAGAAAGCGCAGGAGGGUCGUUGAGGCUUGGUAUGCUGAUUCUCCUGUUAAUUGCACCAAGGUUUUUAGGCAUCCAAGGAUUGAGAAAGAUCCCACAGUCAAAGUUCAAGCAGAGGGGUGUGAUUCCCCCUGAUACAAUCCAAAGAGUCCGCCUAUUAAAGGAAAAGAUCCAAGAGGGACUAACAUCAGUGCAUCAGUCUGGAGGGGGUCAGGUUUCUAUAGCCUCGCAUACCUCAGCAUUGACGGAGGAAACAUUGUUGAUGGACGGAGAUCUUAUGGCGGAUGUUCUUGAGCAUGAUAGUAUCGCAACAUCCCAAUCCGACACAGAGGAGCAGAUACCAACCAUCGAUCAGCAACCGAAAAAGAAACCUGAGAUCACUGAGAUCAAUCGAAUGGCAUUCCGGAAAGGCCUUCAGCUUCUCAUAGGAUACCAUUUCAAGGGACACGAAACCAGAAAGGGGGAAGUCAGCACCUAUCAGUUCAACGUCCAACACACAACUUUCCGAGUCCACCGAGCGCCUCCAAAUCAUACAUUGUUCUUUCUCAGAGCUGAGAUAGCGCCCAUUGGUGAAAGACACCCCCAGGCCUAUGCCACCGAGGCUUCGGAAAAUGACCCGGGUAUUCGAUUUGGGUUCCGAGUUUCUCUCCGUGACAAUGAGGGAGAAGAGUCAUUUGUGGGCUAUGCAAAUAGUUCUACGUGGCAAGCUAUCGCAAUUGCAAAUUCAUUCGUGGAUGGCUUAGAUGGUGACUCAUUUGAAGAGAUAUGCCGUCGCAAAAGACGAUUUGUCUAUGUUGAUAAAAGGCUCAAGAACGUGUCACCGGAGUUGCAGUUGUUCAUGAACGGAGCUUACAGGGACGACCAAAACAAUGUAGUGAGGUAUAACAGUGCUUUCCCUAAGGAGUCGAAGCCGACAGAGCAGACCUGCUGA